Molecule: messenger RNA, 1166 nt
Organism: Sorghum bicolor (sorghum)
Lineage: Eukaryota; Viridiplantae; Streptophyta; Magnoliopsida; Poales; Poaceae
Product: probable serine/threonine-protein kinase PBL7
Exons: 1
Coding region: 16-918 (300 amino acids)
Biological process (GO): protein phosphorylation
Molecular function (GO): ATP binding; protein kinase activity
Source: RefSeq, a predicted model, not a curated record
CUGGUGGAGUGCAGCAUGCUGAUGAUGCUGCGGCACCCGAACCUGGUGUCCCUGGUGGGCUACUGCGCCGAGGCCCAGGAGCGGCUCCUCGUCUACGAGUUGCUCCCGCGGGGCAGCCUGGACGCGCACCUCUUCGUCUCCAAGUCCCUGCUUGGCUGGGACGCCCGCGUGAAGGUCGCCCUUGGCGCCGCCCGCGGCCUCCGCUACCUCCACGAGGUGGUGACCCCGCCGGUGAUCUACCGCGACCUCAAGUCGUCCAACAUCCUGCUGGGCGACGACCUGAGCCCCAAGCUGUCGGACUUUGGGCUCGCCAGGCUGGGCCCCGACCCCGAGGGCGACGACACCCACGUGUCCACCCGCGUCAUGGGCACCUACGGCUACUGUGCCCCGGAGUACGCCGUCACUGGGAAGCUCAGCGUCAAGUCCGACGUCUACAGCUUCGGCGUCGUGCUGCUGGAGCUGCUCACGGGGCGAAGGGCCUUCGACUUGGACGCCCACAGCAGCAGCAGCAGUAGUAGUAGUAGUAGGGAUGAUCAGGAGGCUCAUCAGGACCAGGAGCGGCGGCUGCUGGUGUGGGCACGGCCCCACCUGCAGCAGCUGCAGGGGCGGGGCAGGGGCAGGGGCCUGGAGGCGCUGGCGGACCCGGCGUUGCAGGGGCGGUACCCUCGCCGCGGACUCUACCAGGUGGCCGUCAUCGCCUCGCUCUGCCUGCACGACAAGCCCAACCUCCGCCCCACUAUGACCGACGUCACGCAGGCGCUGGAGCACGUGGCGGCGCAGCCCUGGAGGGUUGUUGUUAGUAGGGAUAGAGACGGCGAUAUGAUCAGGAGGAGGCCGGCUGCCGGCGGCGGAUCAUCAAGACGGGGACGGGGACGGGGAAGCACUCCGCGCGCCUCCUCCGCUGACAGUGACAGCUAGUCGUCCCGGCGGCGGCAGCGAAGAACCACCACCUUGUCGGAUGGCACGCUAUUGCAGAACUAGCGCUGUUCAUUUUGCUCCGUCGGUGGAUGACUGACUCGCUCAGGAGAACAAUGUGGGUUUAUGUAUGUACUCGCUCUCUAUCCUUGAAAGUUUUUUUGAUUCUUUUAAGUUGUAAAUCGGACUUUUUAGAGCCUGUGCUAUUCAUUAUAAAAGAUUAAAGUUUGAGUGGUCAUAUAUAUGUGCCA